ACUCUGUACCGUCUGAGAAACAAACUUUUCCUGACUAAUCAUGACAGCUAUCUGAUAAUGUAAUCAAAUUGGAUAUCAACGAAGCUGGUCGAGAGAAAGUAGUGUUGAAGAAUUCAAGUGGUGUACGGUGUGUCCUCCUGAUCCCAUAAGAAACCAUGACAAAGGGAGCACCGACGUCCAAACCCUGGCGGGUGAAGGGGACAUCCCGUAAGGACAGGUCCCGACGGAGUGCCGAGAAGGUAGAGGAGGAGGAGGUCAGGACGGAGGGGCACGCAACACGGAUGGUACAGGUCGCCUGUAAGCGUCUGUACGCACAGAUCAACGCUAACUUCCGCCGUGGAAAGAAACAGUACACACGAGACGACAAGUUCGUACAAGCCAAGCUGUAUGACAUCAUCUGUGAUGAGGCAAGGAAGUUAUGGUCACAGUCAGCAGUCAGUAUGGUGCGACUAAACUACAAACAUGAUAUCCUGGCUAACGGUCCCCGAGGCCCUGCAGAGAAGGGUCCUCCCCGUAUAGCCAUCAUGAUGACGUGGCCGUGGUGUAAACUGGCGCUGGAGGUCAAGAGGGUUCAGGAGAAGUACCAUUACUCCUACCAGAGUAUUCGCAACUGUUUUGCCCGAGUGUCCUACCUGGUGUAUAUGGGUGGCUGCCAUGUGGGACUCGUUGCUCUCUUCGGCACGAAAGAAGACAUGCAGAAAGCAGACUUGGACCUCUUCUGCACACCUCUGGGGGGAGAGAGUGUUGUGGACAUUGCCCUUGCAAAGGACGCCAUGUCGCUGUUUGGGUACGGGGACACGAAGGGCAUGAACAAGGCACAGGUCCCAUGGGCUUACCAGAAGGACCUGAAGGUCAACUGUAUCAUGAACAAGUUCGAGCCGACCGAAGGGUUCUGUGUGCGAGUCUACCACGUCCAUCCGUCAAAAUCUGGAAGGUUUAAAGAGAAGUUCUCGGAUGAAGACCGACUGAACAAGCUGUUUGCGGAGUACGCGGAGUAUGAGGACCGCCAGCAGGUGUUGGAGCGGGACGACAGCGCCUUCCCCUCAGGAGCAGCGGACGACUCCGCUAAAUACUUCUCACCGGACGACAUCAGGAAAGACGUGGAUAAAGUGGACAUCUAUCUACAGUGUGGAGCCUGGGACUACCUGAAGGCUCACGAGGAGUACAAGGAAAUUCUGAAGAGGGUGGAGCAGCCAGCCGCAGGGGACGGGGACAUCAUCGCCGGGGGCAAGCGGAAGAUGCCGGGACAGAACAUCGAGUUUGACUACCUGGCUGAGCGCCUGAAGGAUAGAAUCACCUACACACACCAGGAGGUGAAACCACCACCUCCACCUCCAGAAACAGACGAUUUGUACGUCGCCGGCCCAAGCCCAGAAGCCGAAGCACCCAGCAUAGAACCAACUGCCUCCCCUGACGAAAUUCUGGCGGCUUACGUUGCCAACGCUGGAAAGCCCCACCAAAAAGGAUCACUGUUUGAAGGUGCACCUGAGUUAGCUCAAGAGGCGACCGAGGAAUUCACAGAAAUCGCAGUUAGAGAUCCGGACCUUCGCAGGAUGUCCUCGGUCAAGGCCCGGCAGCGAUGGCGCGGUAUCCGCCAGAGCAUCUUCGAUUAUGGCCCUAACCCUCUCGAUGACGAUGAGGAACUUGGCCCUGGGGCAGCUGCAACGGCUGCAGUCCAUGAAUGGUUAGCGCAGAGGUCUACAAGGGGAUCGAUUAUUAGUCGGAAAGGUACCGUGACAUCGCGGGGAACCAAUCGAUCUCGGGGGUCCUACAAGUACAUGCCGCCGAAGGAGGACGUAACGAUGGGGGAUAAACCCGAAAAAUACGUCACGCCAGAAGAAGAAAGCAGGUUGGAUCUUAAGAUGUCGCGAGUCUCCUUUAAGAAUAGACGCCAAGCCACAGUCGCAUCGCGAGCAUCAAAAAUAUCCCGGCGGUCAUCGGUGUGGUAUCUGCCACCAAAGGACCAAGUCGCAAUUGGCGCUGACCCUGAGCAAUUCAUGACUAUAGAAUCAGUAGAAUCAGAGAUCGAAGACGAAGACGAUGAUGAAGAAUACAACAAACCAAUUAAAAGGAUGAGUACUAAGAAGAGACAAGCCGUUGCUGCCGUCGCCGCUUCCAUGCCCGCUAAGCAGAGGCUACAGAAGAGAAGAUCAACAGCAUUCUUUUCAGAUUCUGGUUCGGAAGAGGUCACAACUGAUGACGUCGUGGUCCAGAACACACUUCCUGGCUCCCUCAAGCUGUCCGGAGAGUUUACUGAAGAGCUUGCCGACCCAACGUCCAUCGAAUUCAUGGAGCUAGCCAGUGCAACAAAGGGCGCGCUUGAAAAGCAACUUUCUAAGGAACUGGGCGAUUCCUUUCACGCCGUGCAAAUCACUGGUUUCAAGAAGGGCAGUGUUGUGGCGGAGUUUGUGGUUAUCAUGACCGAUGACGCAGACAAAAAGACACAGAAAGACGUGGCGAAGUGCAUCAAGCAAGCCGCCAAGGCCGGUGUCGCUGGGAGGACCAUCCAAGCUGACUCCGUGAGCGUUGAAGAACCCCAGUCACUCAGUCGGCCACAGUCGGUUGCUCCUAGUGCCGAGGAAGACGAUCCCAAGAAGAAAAGGAAAUGGUCCGUCGCACUGAGCAAGAAGUCAAGAAAGUCCUUUGCGUUCAUUGAGGUUCCAGAGGAUAAGCCAGAAAGUCCACCCAAGCCACAGGAAGAGCAAAAGAUGCCGCGAAAUCAAGGCAUAUGGAAGUCUCUCCGUAUGAAGCAUACAAAACAUGAGGCAAAAUCCGACUCUGGUGAAUCAGCUGAUGAAAGCCCACAAGAAGAUGCAACUCCAGUUGUAGAUACACCACCAGUUGUAGAGCAAAAAGAGCCCGAGCGAAAGAUGCCACUAAAACUAGGGAAAUGGAAAUCCCUCCGUAUGAGGGCUAAACAGCAAGAAGCAGAACCCGACUCGGGUGAAUCAAAUGAUGAAAGCCAACCACAGCCACAAGGAGAUACAAAACUAGUUGUAGAGCAAAAAGAGCCCGAGCAGAAGAUGCCACUAAAACUAGGAAAAUGGAAAUCCUUGCGUAUGAAGCCUAAACGACAAGAAGAAUUAGAACCAGAAUCGGGCGAGUCGACUGAUGACUCCUCGCCUGAAACUGAAAUCCCUGACCAGGAAAGAGUGAGGAGAGAAGCAGUUCCCGACGCAGAGAAACACAAGGAACUAGAGCUCUCUCUUCCUAUACUACUGAAUAAGCCAGAAGACAAAAGCUCUUCUUUGGGAAGACCGAAGUAUUCUCCCGUACCUGUAAAAAGAAUGGCGUCCGCAACUAGCGAUCUCCCCCUCCCAGAGGCAGUGUAUUUAAAGCGAUAUAGCUCCAGUUCCAUAAUGGACGCUCUAGAGCAUGGAGAAGAGCACGUAGCACCGAUCAUGUUAAACACCAAGGGCUCAAAGAAGAGUCAACAAAAACCACCCAAAAUCAAACUUCUGGAGAAAAAGAAGUCGCCCAGUCUUUCUUUCAAAAAGAGCAAGGAGGAGAAAAAGAAGCCCAAACCGGAAGCCCAAAUCGGAUCCACCGAAGGUGCUCCAAUACCCCCCGCAGAUGAAGACGACUAUCUUGAAUUUAUAAGAAAAGACCCUGUGGAGAAGAAGACACGUACCGAAGAUGAUCAGAAGGCAAUCCCACUGGAAGAAGAUGAUGAAGGAUCUGUUUUCAACCUCCCUAUACUUCCUCCUCCAGACCAACCAAGAAACAGAAUCAAUAUGGCCGAACUAGUGAAUGUUCUGGCGAAGAAACAGCAACUGAAAGAAGAAGAGCCCAGAAAGCGAUCUGUAGAAUUCAAAGAGCCCGAGGAAGAAAUCCUAGAAGAGGCUCCUGACACAAGCAGUCCGAUAGCUCCUGUAGUUUUGCAGCCUGAAGAAACAAAGGAAGCUAACACGACAAUAUUGAAGAGUAUGCUGGCAGCAAAGAAGCAGCAACUUGUGGAGGACAUGAACAAGCAGCAAGCAUUAAAACGACCGACCAACUUUGCAGACGUGGCAAACCGUGCCAUGACGGAGUUUGGCAGCAGUAAGAAGAAAGAUUCCGUCAAGAAAGACUCGAUGAAAGAAAAUGAGAGGAAAUUAUCGAAGAUGUCGUUGAAAUCGUCACUGAAAAGGUCGACGAAAAAAGAUGCAGCUCCAGAAGAUGCGGCAGAUCUAGAAGCUCAAACUGCAACCCUGGACCUUGGUGAUUCUGCGUCCGUACAGCGGUACGAACUGGCUCCCUACGACUCAGCGAUGGACACCAUAGAGCAUGACCGGGACCAGGGCCUGUUCCCCGUCAGGGGAAACUUCGACUCCCGUUAUGGCGAAGGGACGGCGGAGGUCUUCGUGGACGGAGACUGGGAAGAUCACACUCAGCCGCACAUGGAAGCUGCUCCACCUGCCGACAUGCUGAAAAACAGCAAGCCACGAAGGGUGUACGCAGCGUCCGACGUGUCUAGCAUGAUAGCAACUUGGUCUUUUGAUCCUGAGUGGGGCAGCAUAGAUCUGCCCCCGUCAGAGUUUGAUGAAGAAAUAGAGCCCACUAGACCUGCGGAGAUAGAAAGCUCUAUGGUGGUUCCUCGAGCGGAAACUCCUGACGAUGGAGACGAGAUAAGUGACAGAGACAGUGUCAGCACAGAUAACACGGAAGAUUCCCGAUUUACUGUGGUGCCAUUCGAACUGGAGCCGGAAGACAAGGAGAAGAUGAGAGUGAAGCUACCCGGGGAAAUUGUAGCUCCCGUCGUGGCGAAGACAAAGAAAAAGCCAGGAGACCCGGCUGAUGACAAAGGUUGUGUCAUCCAAUAGGAAUCCAGGAUAACAAGAGUUUGGAGUUCGCACGCUUUCGUGAAAUAUUUAGAGUUUCUCGUAUGUUUUGAUUAAUUUUAGUAGACCAAUUAUGAAAAUAAUACACGUAUCAUGUUUGACUAUUGUUGGCUGUGGAGAAGCUAAUGGUAAAAGAGUUAUUUACGCCUUCGACUAACUUUUAUUCAAGAGACAGUAGUACUAACCCUAUUGUGUUGUAUAAAUGUGAACAUAAAACAUUACUUCCGGGUGUUGUGGUGAUUGUACAUUGGGUAAUUCAUUAUAUGCUGUAUUAUGUGAACUUGUACUUGAAUACGCAAUUUUUCUGACUCAUGUUUACUGUUGACAAUAAACAAGUAAAUCAUAUCA
Molecule: messenger RNA, 5168 nt
Organism: Branchiostoma floridae (Florida lancelet)
Lineage: Eukaryota; Metazoa; Chordata; Leptocardii; Amphioxiformes; Branchiostomatidae
Product: titin homolog
Exons: 30
Coding region: 156-4802 (1548 amino acids)
Source: RefSeq, a predicted model, not a curated record